Molecule: messenger RNA, 3544 nt
Organism: Pecten maximus
Lineage: Eukaryota; Metazoa; Mollusca; Bivalvia; Pectinida; Pectinidae
Product: DNA replication complex GINS protein PSF3-like
Exons: 3
Coding region: 18-701 (227 amino acids)
Biological process (GO): mitotic DNA replication initiation
Cellular component (GO): GINS complex
Source: RefSeq, a predicted model, not a curated record
UCCAAACCGAAAGUAGAAUGAAAACCGGAAGUGACGAAAGAAACUUUAUGCAACAUCCGGUUUUUGAUUGGCGGGUUGUUCAACAAGACAAGACGAUGUCUGAAAGUGCUGAUAAUUAUUUCAGUAUUGACGACAUUCUUUCCACACAGGAACGUUUACCAUGUACCGUGGAAAUGAUAAUUUAUCGAAUGGGUUACAUGGAUGCAAGUUCUGAAAGUGAUGACCUACUGCCAGGUACAAAGAUGGAGAUGCCUUUCUGGAUGGCUAGAGCAUUGUGUAGCCGCAAGCGCCACAUCGUCAGUGUUGAGAUCCCUAAACAGUACAAGGAAAGUUAUCGAGAGAUCUUGACUGCAGAUGCUACAGUUGUGGACCUCCACAAGCUAGGCCCAUUCUACUACAGCUAUGGAUGUCAGCUUCUUCGGUUUGAACUACCCGACAGUGGAGACAUUUCAAAAUGUCUGCUUAAGACUUUCCAGACUCGUUUAAGAAAAAUCAUGGACUCCUCACAGAAUGCUUUGAAUGAAGACACAACAAGACUAACAGAGAAGUUAGAUGAAACUGAGAGACUGCUAUUUAAGGCUGGACAGCAAGGCCUUAAUGACUUUAAUAAGUGGGAAACAAGACAAAUAGAGAAACUGACCACAUCGGAAAUGGUCAGACAUCACAGAAAACGGAAACGAGGAGCAUUAGAGGAUGCCUGAUUGAUAUUUCAGAUAUUUCUUAAUUUCACAUCUAUCUGAAAAUUGACUAAUAUAAAACUAUAUAAAACUUUAAUUGUCUUAUAAGGGAAUACUGCAGUUACUAUAAAUGUCAUCCCUAUAAUCAGGGAAUGUUCUAGAAGUCUUGACUCCUUUAUAGAGGGAAGUUGUGGUAAGUGUACCUUGGCUCUCUUUAUCAAAUUGUGUGUUAAAAAUCUUGGCUAUAUACGUAUGUGUACCAAGACCUUGGUACUGAAACAUCAAACUAUUGACUGUAUUAAUGUUUAUUUUCAAAGGUAGUCACGAAUUUUGUGAAUCACUUCCUAACAAAUGUAUUUUAAGAUUUGCAUAUCUAUCCACAAGGAGAUUUACCAAUAUUUCUAGGAAAUUCUGACCGUUGUCUCUGGUGAAUUAGAUUUGUUACACAGGGAGUUGUAAUCUAUAACGCCAAUACCCCUGAUCUACAGCUAUGUAAUAUGAUCAUAUGUUUUGAUAUUUAGGUUUCAACUUUUUUUUGGUUUCUGUUAUGAAAACGUAAUUGAAAAUAUCCUAUUUAAUUUUGUAUCAUAAUAUGGGUGAAUUUGGCAUGUAUAACAUGACUACAGUAAAUCACAACUGAUACUCUACUCUACCAGCUGUACAUAAUCAGAUUAUCGAUAUUUUCAGUGUAAUUCUGCAUACUGUGUACAAUGAAUUAUUUACUGUACUUGUGAAGAUUUGACAUUAUGGCAGUGGUAUGGGGCAGACAAAAAACAACUUCAUCAGUAAAACUUGAAAGGAUUUCAAUAUACAUGUACAAAGGUUCUUUACCCAAAAGAAAGGAUCAAAGUCGAGAGGAAAAAAAAAGAAAAAAUAUGAUUUGAAUAGGAGCAAGGGUAGACUAUCACUAAAGUAAUGAUUAUGGAUGAGGGGAGGCAAUCACAUUAACAAAAACCUAUGUAUCUCUCAGUAAGCUAAAGUGCAUGUAAAAAGAAGAAAUUAACCAUAAAUGCCUCGUUUUGUCACAAGACUGUAUCAGAAAUCUUCUAUUUAAUUACGUAAUUGUUUAAUAAUUAGUCUCAAGAUGAUGCUACAUGUGUUCAUAUACUGGAAGUGGUAUGAUUCCCCUGUAUUUCUUGCUAUAUUAUGAACUUCUUAGAAAUGUUACUAUGUAGUGGAAUAUAUAUCACAUGGUCAUAUCACAUGACUGAACAGCCACAAGUCUACCACAAUAAAUUAGCAGCAGUGGUAUAGUGCUUCCACUAGCUAAACUAACUGUCAGUGAUUUAUUAGCUCACCAGCCUAACUCCACCAUCACUAGAUGGUGGCAUGGGCUAUUCCAAUUUCCCUUGUUAUCAAAUUUUUUAGAAAGUAUUUAAUGGAUCUUUCUUGAAUUUCAUAUGUAGGUUCACAUCGGUCCUUCGUUUUACCUGUUCAAUUUUAAGACUGACAGGAAAACAAGAUUGCCGAUAGGCAGUCAUUUUGAAUUUUGAAGGUUGUUGCUGCUAUUUCUCCGAAAGUUUUUGAUGGAUCUUUCUCAAAUUUCGAAAGUAGUUUCCUGUUAUAUUAGUUGAAUUUAUUAACCUUAUUUCUCAGAUAGAUAUUCUAGAUGGAUCUUUCUCAGAUUUCAUAUCUAGGUUCCCCAUGUUUUCAAAUGAUUAAAGGAAAGAAGAGAAAAAUGGAGAAAAGAUUAGUGUUAAGAGAUCCAAGAUUUCUCUUAGAUCUCCUGUAUUUUUGUUUUUUUUCUGGAGAGUUACAUUUUUCAACUGAUCUCUUGGAAAUUUGGUAUGUUUUAUAAUCAUGAUAUGAAGUGAAAUUGUGUUUCCCUGAACAGCAUUUUGAUUUUACUAUUUGUGCAAAAGUUAUUGCCCUCCUUUAUGAUUUGAUUCUUGUCCAGAUAUCAAUAUUCUUCUUAAAUUGUUCAAUCAGUCUCUAAAAAUAUAAUAGACUUUACUCAUUAAGUUUUGUAUUUCUUUUUUUCUUUUCAACUAUUUUUGCAAGAGUUAUUGCCUUUACACAUUUAUCUUUGUAGAUCUUCACGCUUGGUUUUAAAACAACCUUUCAGACUGGGUUGACUAUCCUAUGCCAUGAAACUACUUUCUCAGUGUCAUUUUAACUUGAUUAAUGUUGCAUUUCAAUAUUUGUUUUCACUUGAUACAAUAAUGCAUUUGUUUUUGGCAUGACACAGGCAUACAAUGGACUAUUGUCUAAAUAGGACUCCAUUGGGACUAUAUAAUUUAGCUGGUUUGUAGAGAAUUUCAGAUUGUAGAGGGUCUGCUUGUUUAUCAUUACAUGUACAUUAUAAUUAUUAUAUAGUUAUGUUAUUUAUGUAAUAAUGUUUACCUACAAAUCAUGAAUACACAUUUAAUUAUAUCUGUAAAAACUGUUUAUUUCAUUUUAAUGCAAAACUGGUACAAGAUUUGUAAGAUUUUAGAUUCAACAGCAGUUAAUAAUUGUAACCAACAACAUUUUUUUAAUUAACAAAGCAGCAUUAUUUAUUAUUCGUGCAUGGUCAAUUUAUAAAAUUUACCUGUAUACUACAGUAUCAACACCUGUCAGGAAGCCCACACUAGACCAAACAAAACUGAUGCCAGUUAACACAGAGGAGAUUUACUAGUGUAAGGAACAGUAUUUGUAUUGUUGUGUAUUUGUGUAAUAUCAUUUGUACAGCUGUCUAAUUUUCUGAUAUAGACUGUUGAGUUCCAGAUGCAUUGUUCUACUGUACACCAUUAUAUUUAUUUAUACGUUGAUAUACAGGUGUUGUUAAUUAGUCUUCCUCAAUGAUAUUGUACAUAGUAUAUUUUUGAAGCAAUCACUUAUUAUCACAGUAAUAUUCAGCUGGGAAAUAAACCAUAACCACAGCUUUA